Messenger RNA from Nematostella vectensis (starlet sea anemone), 575 nucleotides. Its product is annotated as U6 snRNA-associated Sm-like protein LSm3. Gene Ontology annotation, molecular function: RNA binding. Gene Ontology annotation, biological process: mRNA splicing, via spliceosome; P-body assembly. The record is from RefSeq and is a predicted model, not a curated record. Lineage: Eukaryota; Metazoa; Cnidaria; Anthozoa; Actiniaria; Edwardsiidae. Gene Ontology annotation, cellular component: P-body; catalytic step 2 spliceosome; Lsm1-7-Pat1 complex. The transcript has 3 exons. The coding region runs from base 32 to 340 and encodes 102 amino acids.
UUGAGGGAGCAUCAGUCCUAUAAAAUUCAAAAUGGCGGAGACAGGCGAAGAAGUAGCUCCAAAUACAGUAGAAGAACCCUUGGAUUUGAUCCGUCUUAGCUUGGAUGAGCGAAUAUAUGUGAAAAUGAGGAACGACAGAGAACUAAGGGGGAGGCUUCACGCAUACGAUCAGCAUCUCAACAUGAUUCUAAGCGACGUAGAGGAAACCAUCACCACGGUGGAGAUUGACGAGGAGACCUUUGAGGAGCUUUUUCGCACAAAUAAAAGAACUGUGCCUAUGAUGUUCAUAAGAGGGGAUGGCGUGAUUCUAGUGUCUCCACCUUUAAGAGUCGGGAUUUAGCACAACAAAUAGGAAGACUUGUUUACAAGUAUUCCCUAUGCUAAGAAGCGUCUGGCUCUAACAACAGGAGCUGUUUCUGUGUCAAAUGUAUCUCACAUUUACAAUUCUGUAACUUGUAAAAACAAAACACUGAUUUGCUGGUUGGCUUGUAAGGGUUUCUAGCAAUCAUUAGUUCAAAUAUAAAAGAGCAUUUAAUUGUAAUGUCUUUAUUAUGGAAUAUAUUUACAAAAAUACA